This is a messenger RNA of Fonsecaea erecta, 1572 nucleotides long. RefSeq names its product dihydropyrimidinase. The coding region runs from base 1 to 1572 and encodes 523 amino acids. The record is from RefSeq and is a predicted model, not a curated record. Gene Ontology annotation, molecular function: hydrolase activity, acting on carbon-nitrogen (but not peptide) bonds. The transcript has 3 exons. NCBI's taxonomy places the organism in Eukaryota, Fungi, Ascomycota, Eurotiomycetes, Chaetothyriales, Herpotrichiellaceae. Gene Ontology annotation, cellular component: cytoplasm.
AUGGGUAGUUACGCGCCUACUGCCCUGGAGUGUGACCUCCUGGUCACGAACGGUGUCAUUGUCUCAUCCAGUGACUUGAUCUAUCCGCCGGCAUCUGAUAUUGCCGUGAAGAAUGGAAAGAUUGUCUGCAUUGGCGCCCUUCAGGGCCUCUUUUCGGCCCAGCGAGUUAUCGACGCCGAUGGGGCGUACGUAACACCUGGGGGUGUUGAUACUCAUGUCCACUUAGACCAGCACAUCAACGGCGCCCUGGGCGACAACUUUGAGAACGGCACGAGGAGUGCCAUUGCUGGUGGUACCACCACUGUGGUGGCGUUCGCUUUCCAGAAGAAGACCGACGAAAGUGUCCUGCCUGUAGUGGAAGCAUACCACAAGAAGGCUGCAGGUCUCUCUUACUGCGACUAUAGUUUCCACAUGAUUCUGACAAACCCGACUAAAACCAUCGUCGAGGAGGAACUUCCGACUCUUGUGGAACAGGGCAUCACUUCUGUAAAGCUUUACAUGACUUAUGACCCGCUCAAACUGCGUGACCGUCAAAUUUUAGACAUCAUGCUCGCCACACGAGCGCUGGGGAUGACCACCAUGAUGCAUGCGGAGAACGCGGACAUGAUUGAGAUGAUCAUCGAGCAGCUCUACGAGCAGAAGAAAGGCGAUCCGUACUACCACGCCAUCUCGCGGCCCAAAGUCGCCGAAGACGAGGCGACCUACCGUGCCAUUUCUCUCGCCCGGUUAAUGGACACCCCGAUCCUGCUGGUGCACAUUUCUUCCGCGAUGGCUGCGCGGCACAUCCGUGAGGCACAGACCAAACUCCUGCCCAUUCACGCCGAGACGUGUCCGCAGUAUCUGUACCUGCUUAAGGACCGCCUACAGGCCGAGAACUUUGAGGGCGCAAAGUACGUGUGCAGCCCGCCCUUGCGGGACAGCGACGACGAUCUCAACGCACUGUGGGAGGGGAUUGCUAACGGGACUUUCACGACGGUCUCCUCGGACCACUGCCCGUUCUCUUUCCAGCACCCCCAGGGGAAGCAGCUCGGCCUCAAGGACGGAGUUUCUCGAUUUACGGAUAUCCCCAACGGGCUUCCCGGCGUGGAGACGCGCUGCCCGCUGAUCUUCAAGGGCGUACAAGACGGGCGGAUCAGCAUCCAAAAGUACGUCGAGGUCACGUCCACCAACCCGGCCCGGCUCUAUGGCCUGAGCACCAAGGGAACCCUGGCCGCGGGGUACGACGCCGACAUCACCAUCUGGUACAAUGACAGCAAGCCAGGCUCGUCGUUCGCGCCGUUCGACCUGACCAACGAGAUGCUGCACCACACGUGUGACUACACGCCCUUCGAGGGCGUACGGUUCGGAAACUGGCCGCGGUACACCAUCCUGCGCGGUGAGGUGGUCUGGGCCCGCGACGAGGGCGGCGUGCUCGGCGAAAAGACCCGGGGCACAUUCGUCAAGCGUGUCGAGAACAGCCUCAGGCAGCCCCGGGGCAAAUUCGAGAACGAGUGGAUUCCGCAAUACAAGGGCAGGAUGCCAGGCGCCGGAGUCGGCGUCAAGAAUGUACUGGCAGUGGAGAGUCGCUCCUGA